Messenger RNA from Rodentolepis nana, 366 nucleotides. Lineage: Eukaryota; Metazoa; Platyhelminthes; Cestoda; Cyclophyllidea; Hymenolepididae. The record is from the annotation of a GenBank genome assembly.
AUGAUCAUUAAUCUCUUCGUGGCUGUCAUCAUGGACAACUUUGAUUACCUCACUCGCGAUUGGUCAAUCCUGGGUCCACAUCAUUUGGAUGAAUUCGUUCGGCUUUGGUCCGAAUACGAUCCAGAGGCAAAAGGAAGAAUAAAACACUUGGACGUGGUGACGCUUCUUCGCAAAAUAUCACCACCUUUGGGGUUUGGAAAACUGUGUCCGCAUCGAACAGCUUGCGUGACCCUUGUAAGAAUGAACAUGCCGCUGAACAGUGACGGAACUGUUAUGUUCAAUGCAACUCUCUUUGCUCUGGUACGAACCAACUUGAAGAUCAAAACCGAAGGUAUGAUUAGCCCCCCUCCUCAACGCAACUUUUAA